AAGGAAGGAAGGAGGAAGGAAGGAAGAGAGGAAGGAAGGAAGGAAGGAAGGAAGAAUGAAAGAAAGGAAGGAAGGAAGGAAGGAAAGGAGGGUGGAAGAAUCGGGAGGAGACCGCGAGGAGGUGAUCGGGUUAGAGAGUGGAAGUUAGCCAUUUGGGGAAUCAUGGUUUCGUAAGGAACAGCUCGCCGUUAUGGGCGCGAUUUCACGGCGAGACGGAGCUGCAAAGGUGGUUGUUACGAAGAAGAAGUGCGAUAAUAUUAUUUCUCGGCAAUCGGCUCAGCGGCGAGUAGAGAGCGCGGUUGUCCAAGGGAGAGAUCGGCGUCUCGUCGUUUUUACUUGCGAUUUUACGCGGCGAAAGCAAUAACGACGACAGCCCUUGCCGAUUACUGUUGGCCAAUUACUGUCAGACGGCGAACACACCUCCGUGACGCGCGCGCGUUCGUCGGAAUGUUCCUCCUCUCUGAUGAGUAACUUGUGUUCCGAUAUCAAAGAUGAAGAGAGGAAUACGAGAUGCCGAGGUGCGCGCGAUUUUACUCUUUUAUUCUUUUUUCUUGUCGAAAAAAUAUGAAAACAUCGGACGUGGCAUGUGCGGAAUGUGCGCUGUGACGGUCCGCGCAAUCUCAGAGACUGUAAAAAGAAUUAGGAGCGAAAUAAAAAUCGCGCAAGUGAAAUUUCUACCCUCUCCAAAGGAGCUGCAUUGAUGAAAAAUCCAGAAGCGCGUCGUUUGCGCUCAAAGGUUAAGAUAUUUUUUAGAUUCCCUUUUAAUGCCGUACACUUCGCGAUGUGACGUUGCACACGAAGCAUCAGGAGAUACACAAGCGCGAUUUCUACCGCUAAAAUAUCGCUUUUAUGCAUGUAAGAAUAUGAAAACAUGGUUUACCCGAGUAAAUAUUAUUGCAGAGUUGUUGUCGUUUGUAUAACCGAACGUCUCCCAUCGGGGAAUUUGCACAGUUUUACACAAAGCCGCGCAACCGGCAGGUUCUACCUCCUCUUUUUUUUUGGCGAAGGAUGAUUUCUAUCUGCAUAGAGGGUGGUCUGUAUGCAGCGAGAGAUCGCGGCAACUUCGCUCACCGGAUAUUAAUUAUCAAUCCGGAUUCGCGUCGAUGUAAUCGGUAUCUCGUAUUCUCUCGCGCUCCUUCUUUUCCGUAAUUAACCGUGAAUCGAACUUUCCUCUCGGAAGAGUCGUGAGGAAUCUUCUCUCGCGUUUCUUCCUCGCCAGUUGAGAUCCGCAAUUCCUAACGGGACGGCUGCUGCCGGCAGUAAGUCGCAAGUAUGCUCCCGAUACUGCACCGGUAUUCUAAAUACCGCGUGCAUGAUUGAUGUUCGCACAUACGCCGUCGCGAGAUUCCAUCUUCGGCUGGUGAAGCUUUAAUGAUGAUUCGGCGGUAGACUGCAUUAUCGCAAUCGACACCGUGCGGUAUUCCGGCGCUGUGGUUUACGGCGGAUACCACGCUCGCGGAAGUAGGGACCGUUUCGCCAAAAUACGCUGUUAUUAGCGCGCGACGUGAACGAUCGCGUAAUGCGAUAGUCGGCGAAGUUGGAAUGUAAUUAUUAACGCUGAGCAUCGCUCGCGUGAUUAGCGGAUCGAGGUGUGUAUCGAGUGUGCGUCUCUCUCACGGAGACGCCGCGCUUAACUUUCCGCGUAGUUCAAUUUACCUUCCGUCUUUUUUUAAUCCUUAGUUCCGGAAACGAACGAUAAGUUAGAAGAACUAAGAUUGUAGUCUGAUCGACGAAUCCCGGCCGUUACCCGCAAGGAUUAAUGAGUCUUGUCUCGAGAAAUGUAAUAACUGGUUAACAAAACAAUCGUAUCCUUUUCAUCUCAACCAUCAAUUUUAGUCAAUUUUGCAACACUGAUCACGAAUAUAACAGUCAGAAACUAGCUAUAAUUUCCGUAACAUACUAAACAAAUCGUUUCGUUAUUUAGUAAAAUACUCAGCGUUUUGAAAAUAUUUUAUCCCUCUGAUUUUUUAUUCUAUUAAAUACAAAAUCGUUGUGGUAUAGAAAUAGGGUUGUCUAUUUGUUACUAUAAAAGUAUUAUCAACUGAACAAAGCGCGUGUUCCUAUAAUAUCUCUGUUUCGAUUCUAUACAGAGAAGCCAUUUGGGACAAGGAUGGAAUUCGCAAUUCGUAUCGUAAUGGACUCUCGAUUUGGGGAUAAAUUUGGGCAUUCUAAUCGGAAUCUAUGUCGUACCUAGGAAAAUCUUGGGAAAUUUCUAUGCAGAGAGUUAGAAGUGUAAUAUCUCAAAUAUUCUAAGUGGCAAAUCCAAAAGCUUUCUCGAUAUCCUUUCUUAACUUCAUUUUACAUUAGAAUUGAGCAAAACACGUAUGCUGAUUUUCCAAGUAAUCUCAUUAUUCGGUAAAAUACCUAAAGUGUCUUAGAAAUAUUUCACUUUCUUGAUUUUUUAUUUUAUCGAAUAUUAUAUAAAAUAGGAUUCUCUGGUUGAUAUCACAAAAAUAUACUGGUUAAAAAAAGUGCAAGUUUCCACGAUAAUUCAUCAUAUUUCGAUUUUAGACAGAGAAAUUAUGUUUAUAAUAAGAACGAGAUUCUCGUAUCGUAGUGGAACGAUUAACCUUGGGAUAAAUUUUAAUCGGUAUAUGUGGGGAAAUCGUGGGAAGUAUUUUUAUGUGAGUGUUAUUUUGUAGACGAUGUAGUAGACGAUAAUAAUUGCAGCUUGCUAGUUGCUGGGGGAAUAAUCUAUUGUAUUACACACUAAUUGCAAUGAUUAUCACUCAAUCGCACGCGGAAUAAUUUCGCAUGACGCGCGAUAGCGAUUAUCGCGCUUAGCCGACUUCUUCUUAACGACUACUGCUCCACUUACAAUGUGACCCGCCUUUAUCGCCCCGUCGCGUGACGCCAAUUCUUCUCAAAUAGUUUUCUGGUAAAUUGGUUUACUCGAUAGGAUUACUCGACAUUUCGUUUGAUCCUUCUUUUUUCUAUCAUAGGCUUGGAACAUUGAGAGAGAAAAUUUGAGAGAGAAAGAAAGAGAAAGGGAGUGAGAAAUGAGUGACGGAAGGGGGUGGAAGAGGAGAGUUGGCGUCCCACCGCGCAAAUGCCGGCUUUCCACUCCCUAACUUGUUGAGUCUCUCUCUUGGCAGAUACGCUGCCCAUGGGAAACGCUUUAUGACAAUUCUAAAUCUUUUACGCGGAUAUUACUUUUCAAUGACCUAUAAAAGUUUCGCAGCAAAAGGAAGUGUCCAUAGUAACACACCGGCGCCGCGCUAUAAAAUUCAACGUAUGACCGGCGUUUUUACGGGGCCAUUCGUAUUUCAAAAUUUGACGUUUCGAAAGAUCGAGCGGAAAUAUUCUUUGACAUUCUCACGUCGCGGGCGACAUCGCGUUCCCGGAGCGCAGCGCGGUGCGCGACAGAUAUAUAGAUGAGGUGAAUAAAUUAACUUGAAUUAACUAGGGAAAAUUGACCGUCUAUUAAUAUUCUCCGAGGCAAAUGUGUCCACUGAAUAAACGGCGCUAUUGCAAGAGAGAGAGAGAGAGAGAGAGAGAGAGAGAGAGAGAGAGAGAAGGAAGGAGUGGAGAGGAAAGAGACAGACGACUUCUUCGCGAAGAGCAAGACAAUUUGAAGGAAUAAAGUUCUCCAUGCGAGCUGUAGUUCUCUAACGAGCCGUGGUUAAAACUCAGCUUGUUCCUAUCUCGUAACUUCCUCAUAAUAAUACUCAUGUUUAACUCUCGUCAUUGCUGAAACAACAACAACCUAAGGAACGAGCCACUUACAUUUCUGUCCCAUCCGUUUGGAGAUGUCGCUUGGUUUCAAAGUCGUGGAGAUGAAAUUGGAGAGGAUUAAGCUCAUAGUACACACCAAACAACGUAAGCAGUAGGCAAAACUGACUAACCACAGUCGAUUAUUCUUCUUAUAAUUCAAGAAUGAUCGACAGUGAUCGAUGAAUUUUCUUACCGCUUACGUUUUCGCGGGUGCCAUGGAUGUUGUAUGUGUGUGUGUGUGAAUGUGUGAAUGUGUGCGCGUGCGAAAGAAAAGAAAAUAAAGUAGUUAUCGACUGAAGUAUCGUCGUGAAGUACAGUUUUAUGUGAAGCGCGUGGAUAUCCGUCGCGUGAGCUUCGUAUGAAAAUUUCGUGCGAAAAUCGCGCGACUUGCCGCCCCGUGAAAAUCGAUACCAGACGCGCCGAAAACACAACGAGCUCGCCGCGGCUUACCGCCAGGCGAAGUUUUCUCUCCACCGUUGAAAAGUAGCGAGCAAAGUGCAUUGAGUGCAACUCGCGCAAGAUCGACGAUCCACCUAAGGGAGCUCUAUUCCUCAAAAUCGUCUUACUCUUCGCCAAAGGAUCACCUUCCCCUGCCUUGCCCUGGCCGCCUCUCGGUAUCGCGGCUCUCGCGAUAUACGCCGCGUAUACGUAAGAAGAGCGAACUCCUAUUCCGUAUAUCUCCCCAGACGACGACGAAGACAUCAACAACAACGACAACGACGACGAGAGACGCGUCAAGCUUCGAUUCUCGUGGUGAACGCGAUCUUUGACGGGUCCUUGGACGCGUGUCGAGUGACAAUCGAAGGAACUGACGUCCGUGUGAAGACGCUCAUGGAGCACCAGCCGCGACUGCUGGUGUCGGGCGAGUAGUCGAAUUGUCCGCAAUUGUGGUGAUUGAUCUUGAGCGCGAAGGACACGCGAAGCCGAGGAGACGCGGAGCGAGAGACGAUAAUUGUGCAACGAGGAGACGCAACGGUGCCUAACCAUGAGCUCCUGGAUGAACUGUCCGUCCUCGUUGCUGCUGCUACUGCUGGGCCUGAGCCUGCACAGCGCGUGCAUCACGCGGGCCAACGUCGCCGGUCAACACGGCGGCGAGCCGAGUAUUCGCGAUACACUGGUGGUGGAGACCAGCAGCGGUCUGAUACGCGGCUUCUCCCGCACGGUGCUCGAUCGCGAGGUCCACGCCUUCUACGGAGUGCCGUUCGCGAAGCCGCCGGUCGGCCCGCUGCGCUUCCGCAAGCCGGUGCCGAUCGAGUCCUGGCACGGCAUCCUGAACGCCACCACUAUGCCUAACAGCUGCUACCAAGAGCGCUAUGAGUAUUUCCCCGGCUUCGAGGGCGAGGAGAUGUGGAACCCAAACACGAACAUCUCCGAGGACUGCCUGUACUUGAACAUCUGGGUGCCGCAGAAGCUGCGUCUGCGUCACAAGGGCUCAGAGCCGCCCGGCAGCGCCGAUAGCAACGGCAUGGCGAUCAUGGUGUGGAUUUACGGGGGUGGCUUCAUGAGCGGCACUGCCACCCUCGACGUCUACGACGCCGACAUUAUGGCCGCGGCCAGCAACUCGAUCAUCGCGUCGAUACAGUACCGGGUGGGCGCGUUCGGCUUCCUCUACCUCAACCAGCACUUCAGCAAGGGCAGCGAAGAGGCGCCAGGCAAUAUGGGUCUCUGGGACCAGGCAUUGGCACUCAAGUGGCUGCGAGAGAAUGCGCCCGCCUUUGGCGGCGAUCCCGACCUCAUCACGAUCUUCGGCGAGUCCGCCGGCGGCAGCUCCGUGUCCCUCCUCUUGAUCUCACCGGUCACGCAGAACCUGGUGCGUCGCGGCAUUCUCCAGAGCGGCACUCUCAACUCCCCGUGGAGUUACAUGACUGGGGAACGGGCGAACGAGGUGGCGCGGGUGCUCGUGGACGAUUGCGGAUGUAACUCGACGAUGCUGCAGGAGAAUCCGGCGCGUGUCAUGGCCUGCAUGCGCUCGGUCGACGCCAAGACCCUGUCGGUGCAACAGUGGAACAGUUACAGCGGCAUCCUCGGCUUCCCGUCCGCGCCGACCAUCGACGGCAUCUUCCUGCCCAAGGAUCCCGUGGACUUGGUCAAAGAGGCGAUCUUCGAGAAGACCGAGAUCAUGAUUGGGAACAACCAGGACGAAGGAACAUACUUCAUCCUGUACGACUUCAUUGACUUCUUCGAGAAGGAUCAAGCUACUUUCCUGGACCGAGACAAGUUCCUCAAUAUCAUCAAUACUAUCUUCAAGAACUUUUCGCAAAUCGAGCGGGAAGCCAUCAUUUUCCAAUACACCGAUUGGAAUAACAUAAAUGACGGCUACCAGAAUCAAAGAGCGAUAGCAGACAUCGUGGGCGAUUAUUUCUUCAUUUGCCCGUCCACGUACUUCGCGGACUUAUUUGCGGCCCGCGGCAUGAAGGUCUACUAUUACUUCUUCACGCAGAGGACGAGCACCAACGUGUGGGGUGAAUGGAUGGGCGUAAUGCACGGUGACGAAGUGGAGUAUGUCUUCGGGCAUCCGCUGAACACGUCUCUGCUGUACACCGACAAAGAGCGAGACCUGGCAUUGAGAAUCAUCCUCCACUACGCGCAAUUCGCAUAUUCAGGAUUGCCGACGGUGGACGAGUCCGACUGGCCACCUUACACCAAAGACCAUCCGCAGUAUUUUAUCUGGAACGCGGAGAAGAGCGGCUUCGGCAGAGGUCCCCGCACGACGGCCUGUGCAUUUUGGAACGAGUUCCUACCGCGAUUGAAGAGAGUUCCCGAUCCAACGCCCGAGGCGUGCAACAGCGCGAUGGCGUCGAGCAUCUCCGCGGGUGCUGGCGAGCUGCGUGCAUCACCGAUCGUGUCCAUCCUCCUACUUCCGGUGCUGGCGGUAUAUAGACUCGUAUAAAGCGGUCGCUUGUUCAUCCGUGUCGGCGAACCUCUUUUCACGGCUGGCAAGUACUUGGCUGGACGGGAACGCUCCGCUGGCGCCACCGGCCGACAGACAGGUCCCGUAGCAAGCGUUGUUUUACGCUUCGAGGUCGCAUUUAGCGGUCGUCAAAAGCACUCGUAGAGAUCGAUAGGUCGUCGUUGUCGUCGUCGUCGUCAUCGUCGUCGUCGUCAUCGUAGUCAUCGUCGUCGUCGUCGUCGCUGUCGUCGUCGUCGUAGGACUGUAGCGCUACCGCCGCAACACGACGGUAGGUCCGUUUCCAUCACCAGCCGCGUCGUCAUCACCGCGUUAGCGCAGCGCGACGUUUUGCGAAUGAUAAUCAGAGCGUCUCGUGAUACCUCGAGGUGCGCCGCAGCUCUCCGGAGCCCAGCGCCGAUCGAUCUACCUGCGCGAUCCGCGUCCGGGAAGAAAGGGGGGAGGAGGAAAGGAGCGGGGAGGGGGGAGGAGGGCAAAGGAAGGAAAAGCAAAUCCAGAAGUGAUCCCGCAAGUGAUCGACGCUGCUUCGGGAUUCGAUUUCGACGGUUCGCCCUGGGGCAUACGCCCGCCAGUUCCGCCGCCGAGCGGCUUCGCCGAUCCGAUUCGUUGAUCUGGCCGUUCGCGCUGCUACUUUCGGCUCUUUUCGAUCGGCCGGCCGGCCGGCCGUCCGCACGCUCGUCGAUUGCGGAAUCCGCGAUGAUCCUCCGUCGACGAUCUCCGGGAACCGUGGCCGAACCGUGAGUUGUGGAGGCGUGAGAUACCGUCCGUGCUGACAGGCGCGCGUCGAUUCGCCCGCGAGUCAUGAUGGAUAUUCGCCGGAUUGAUCGUCGGAUUCGCGACGGGUCGAUGGGAGCACUCGUCAUCGGUCAUAUGCCACCAAGCCGGGUAUAGACUUAAAGAGAUAGACUGCGUAUUCCCAUUGAAAGGCUGAAGCCAGACGAGGGAACAGAGAGUAAGAUGCUUUCCUCGUCUAAUUGUCUGGUUAGUGGAGACAAGGAAGAAUGAGAAGCGAUCUCGCGGUCAAUGCGUUCUUUCCUUCUUUUUUUCACCAGAUUCCUUCCUCUUCUAUUUCCUCUACAUCGCCCCCUUCUAUAGUACUGUACGACAGAAGAAACAUAUCUUACUUAACAUAUCUUACUCGACAUAUCUCUGUCUUUAAAAGUGAAAGUAUCAAUGCCCGGAGAUCAAUUCUGGACAUUCUUAUUGUUUUGAUCUUCUCUCAAAGAUAAAUAUUUAAACUUUCAACAUAAAAUAUAUAUACAUAUAUUAAAUAUACAUACACAGAUAAGAAAGAGAUUUGUUAUACAUACCGUAAGAUGGGGUUACUUUGUGA
This is a messenger RNA of Odontomachus brunneus, 7955 nucleotides long. Its product is annotated as acetylcholinesterase-like. Gene Ontology annotation, biological process: choline metabolic process; acetylcholine catabolic process in synaptic cleft. Gene Ontology annotation, molecular function: acetylcholinesterase activity. The transcript is spliced from 6 exons. The record is from RefSeq and is a predicted model, not a curated record. Gene Ontology annotation, cellular component: plasma membrane. The coding region runs from base 4700 to 6604 and encodes 634 amino acids. NCBI's taxonomy places the organism in Eukaryota, Metazoa, Arthropoda, Insecta, Hymenoptera, Formicidae.